Molecule: messenger RNA, 2504 nt
Organism: Salvelinus sp. IW2-2015
Lineage: Eukaryota; Metazoa; Chordata; Actinopteri; Salmoniformes; Salmonidae
Gene: ecd
Product: ecdysoneless homolog (Drosophila)
Exons: 14
Coding region: 173-2101 (642 amino acids)
Cellular component (GO): nucleus
Source: RefSeq, a predicted model, not a curated record
AACUAGUUUUAUAGCCGAGAUGUAUUAAUGGUAGGACAAAAACGGUCUUAAAAACAGCAUGAGAACGACAGAACUUCACGACUAAUUGUAAUUUCAUUGGACUCCGUCUAGAAAACCAACGUUACAUCAGCUACAUAAUAAACAAGGCAAGGUUCAUCAAGCCAUCCCCACAAUGGACCUACUUAGUAGAACAGCCAUGCAAGAGGACAUGGUCCAGUACAAUCUCUUCUUGGUUCAGCCAAACGUCUCAGACACACAUGCUGACGAACUAUGUCUGCAACACCUAGUGGAGGAGAUUUUGGCCAAGGUUGCACCUCUCGUUAUGCGGUAUAUCUGGCAACAGCAACCAUUCAACCUCAAGUACCACACUGAGAAAGGGGGAGUUCCUGCACACAUUGGAGGUAGCACUGUGUUUGGGGACAGUGUGGAGGAUGAGUGGUUCAUUGUAUACCUCCUCCUACAAAUCACGCAAGCCUUCCCURAACUUGCUGCCAGGUUAGAGGACAAUGAUGGGGAGUUCCUUCUGAUUGAAGCAGCAGACUAUCUUCCAAAGUGGUUGAAUCCAGAGAGUAGUGAGAACAGAGUGUUCCUCCACAGAGGUGAGCUGUACAUCCUGCCUUGUCCCUCCAGCUCUGGUGAUGUUGGCCUGCCCAGGGAUGCGGUGCCCAGUGUGACCCAGGCUCUGGCACUGCUGUCAUCUCACACACAGGCCUGUCUCGCAAGUCCCAAAAUCCGCACUGCCCUGGGRAAAAGACUGGAGGGAUAUCCAGAGAAGAUCCAGGCAAACCUUCACCAUGCUCACUGCUUCCUGCCUGCGGGCAUCGCUACAGUGUUGGCAAAGCGACCAGAACUGGUUGCCCCGGCAGUGUCAGCUUUCUACCUGAGAGAUCCAGUGGAUCUACAGGCCUGUCGGACGUUCCGGACCUUUCCCGCUGACACACGAGUCCUAACCUCAGUGACGUUCACCCGUUGCCUGUACGCCCAAAUGCAGCAGCAGCAUUUCACCCCCGACCGGAGGAGUGGGUUCACCCUGCCUGCCCGGUCCCACCCCCAGUACCGUGCCCACGAGCUGGGCAUGAAACUGGCCCAUGGCUUUGAAAUCCUGUGCUCCAAAUGCAGACAGCCAUCAUCGGUACCUGAUGCUCCCAUCAGCUGUAACCCCUUGUGGAAAGGAUUUCUGAACAGUCUGAAGAAGAAUGGUUAUUUCARAGGGGAGCUGGAGGGCUCUGCACAUUACAGAAAACUGAUGACCUCAGCAGAGAACUUCUUUAAGCAGUCAAUCACCCCAACACACAGCUCAGGUGGCAGGGCCCCAGCUGAGGAGGUCCUUCAGCUAUUACAGAGCUGUGCUCCCUACAACUUGGAUGAGCUGAGUAAACGGGAGGCCCAUCUACCCCCAGAGGAUAGUGAAAGUUGGCUGGAUAUUUCAGCCCAGGAKUUGGAGCAUCUGUUGGAGGAAAGAGAGGGGAGUGGAGUGGGGUUGGGUGGCUCAAAGCCCAGCCUGACCAAACAUACGCAGGGGGGAAGGAGUGAGAAAGGGGAGGAGGAGGGCAGCUACAGCCUGGUGGCUGUGACCCAGGGCAUGAAGAACUUCAUCAACGCCAUGUCUUCACACGAGGGGGCCGAACUACCCUGGUCCCAUUCAAAUGAGCCRUUCAGGUUUGAUCCAGAAUCCAUGGCUGGUGCACUGGACAGACUACUGGGGGCUAAGGACGAGGAUUUGGACUCAGACGACCUAGAUGACGAUGAUGACGACGAUGAUGAUGAUGAUGAUAGCGUGAAGGGUCCUACUGGACCGCUAGGAGUAGGGCCAGAAGCUUUGGAAGGUCUUAGGGAGUACAUGGAUGAGAUGGACCAUGAGCUAAUGGGCACAAACAUUGGACAGAGCUUCAACCAGCAGCAGGACACCAGUAAAGCAGGCCCCAGCCAGGAGGAUCUGUUGGGUGAGGAUGAAGAGGAGAUCCAGCCCCUGAACAUAGACCUUAACCUGGUCACUAACCUCCUGGAGUCUCUGAGCUCCCAGGCUGGGCUGGCCGGGCCUGCCUCUAACCUGCUGCACAGUCUUGGCAUCCACCUGCCCCCCAAUACUGACCGUUCAUGAACAUCUGCCCCCCAACACUGACCUUUCAUUAUGACCUAGCGUCCAUAUCUUACUGUCUGCACAGCCAGGAUGCACAGGACUUUAAACUCUUGGCUCAGAGUACACUGGGCCAGAAUCAAUAUUGAUCAUCAGGAUAGGGGUUUGACAACUCGAUCGUGUUUGCAUUCAGAAUGGCAGGAUCUAAAAGUUAACUGUAACCCUAAAACGUGUGAUUCUAACAUAGAGACACUUGUGUCCCUGUUGGAAUUAUUAAUCUGGUUCUGACUGUCUGAAAUAUYUUUUCUUUUUUACAGCACUUAGAAUACAUGAAAUAGUCAAAUAAUAAAGCCAUUACUUUUUGGGGACAAAAUGUGUAUUCAUUUUCUAAAUUAAAUGUGGUUUCAAGGCAGUGAAAAUACCUUUC